CCGGACUGCGCCGCUCGCCAUGUCCGCCCUGGAGAAGCAGCUGCAGCUGGGCCGCCUGCCGCCCCGCCCUCCGGGCCCCGCGGGGGGCAGCAGCCAGGCCUUGCCCAAGAUGCGCAUGGGGCCCGGGCGGAAGCGUGACUAUUCUCCUGUCCCUUGGAGCCAGUAUUUCGAGUCAAUGGAAGAUGUGGUAGUGGAAAGUGACUCUGGCAAAGAUACUUUUCGAAUUUACAAGAGUGGAACCGAAGGGCCCGUCCUGCUCCUACUACACGGCGGAGGCCAUUCCGCUCUUUCCUGGGCUGUGUUUACCGCUGCCAUCAUUAACCGGAUUCAGUGCAGGAUCGUGGCUCUGGAUCUCAGGGGCCAUGGUCAGACGAAAGUUAGGAAUCCAGAAGACCUGUCUGCGGAAACCAUGUCCAAGGAUAUCGGGAAUGUGGUGGAAGCCAUGUAUGGAGACCUCUCUCCUCCCAUCAUGCUCAUAGGCCACAGCAUGGGAGGGGCCAUCGCCGUGCACACGGCAGCCUCCAACGCAGUGCCCAGUUUGUUAGGCUUGUGCAUGAUCGACGUAGUGGAAGGUACGGCCAUGGACGCCUUGAACAGCAUGCAGAAUUUCCUUCGGAGUCGCCCCAAGACAUUCAAGUCCAUCGAGAACGCCAUUGAGUGGAGUGUGAAAAGCGGACAGAUCCGGAAUCUGGAGUCCGCCCGAGUUUCGAUGGUUGGCCAAGUCAAAGAGUGUGAAGAAGACACGAGCCCAGGGGUUCCCAAAGCCAUAGUAGAGGGGAUAAUCGAAGAGGAGGAGGAAGAGGACGAAAACGAGGAUGGAGAGUCUGUGAACAAAAGGAAGAAAGACGAUGACGCAGAGACCAAGAAAGAGCCAAUGUACACGUGGCGGAUCGAGCUCGCCCAGACGGAGAAGUACUGGGAUGGCUGGUUCCGGGGGCUCUCCAACCUCUUCCUCAACUGCCCCGUUCCCAAGCUGCUGCUCUUGGCUGGCGUUGACCGGCUGGAUAAAGAUCUAACAAUCGGCCAGAUGCAAGGCAAAUUCCAGAUGCAAGUUCUUCCUCAGUGCGGCCACGCUGUUCAUGAGGACGCUCCCGAUAAAGUCGCCGAGGCGGUUGCCACCUUCUUGAUCCGUCACAGGUUUACAGAGCCCAUCGGUGGAUUCCAGUGUGUCUUCCCUGCUUGUUAAUGUCCUGACGUCCUCCGGCACUGACUCCCGUUGUAAAUAAAACUGCACCAGAGGCCA
This is a messenger RNA of Euleptes europaea (tarantolino), 1243 nucleotides long. It is a transcript of the gene PPME1, whose product is annotated as protein phosphatase methylesterase 1. The record is from RefSeq and is a predicted model, not a curated record. The transcript is spliced from 14 exons. Gene Ontology annotation, molecular function: protein methylesterase activity. The coding region runs from base 20 to 1186 and encodes 388 amino acids. Gene Ontology annotation, biological process: protein demethylation. Lineage: Eukaryota; Metazoa; Chordata; Lepidosauria; Squamata; Sphaerodactylidae.